AUAAAAUUAAAUGUAAAAAUAAUACAUGUUCAAAACUAAAAAUGAAAAUGCAAACCGAUGAACUGAGGGAAUAACGAUAUUUGAAUAGCUUCCAGUGAACUGGAAAUAUGGAAUUCGAUAGUUUAUUAUCGAAUAAUAUGAUGGUCGAAACAAUCUUUGUUUUUCUUGCAUCUGUGAAUUUUUUGCAUUUGUUUCUUGAUUAAUUGAAAAAUAAACUUUUUGGUCGCAUUCUUUGAACUCGUUUUAUAUUUCAAUGUUUCGAUGGAUGGGAAUGUAAAGACGUGCACUCUAUAUAAUGGGCUCUUGUCUGUGUAAAGAUAAAAACGAAAGUGAAGAGGACAAUAAUGAUACGGGCGUUGGGCGUACACCACGGCAUGCAAGAGGUUCACUCAGAAACUUAUACCGUAAUACGGAAGUACUGCAGACAAAUGCCACAUUAAAAACACUUUCUGAUACCAUUGAUAAAUUAGUACGCGAGACAUUAGAUGUGAUUAGUACAAUGAUUGAUAAUGAACCGGAGCCACCUAGCUCUAUAUUAAUGCUACACAUUAUCACGGAAAAGCCAGCUGGUUGGACUGAACUGGUGCGUUCAUUAAUGCGUGUAGUGCCGGUAGAACAUCCCAUGGGCCCUAGUGUUAUAGCCCUAUUACUCGAUGACAGUCCACUGCCUACAAAAGAAUCCGUACUGAAGGUUGGCGAAAUGGUUGCGCCUAAAUAUGGUUUAAAAAAUAACCUACGCAAAGAACGAAAUUUAUGUGUUAUACUUGGCUGCUUAGCAGAAAAAUUGGCAGGACCUAGCAGUAUUGCAUUACUUAACGAUUCCAUGUUAAAGUACCUGAUUAGUAAUUUAAAUGAAGACAUCGAUCCGAAUGUAAAACUUCUUUCAUUAAUCGCACUCGAAAAAUUUGCCCAAACGAGUGAGAAUAAAGUGACAAUACAGAAAACUUUGCAAGAAAUGAAACAAAGUCCGUUUUUAGCGCUGGAGGAGCAUGUAUCAUCAACCAAUUUCUUAUUGCGUCAAAUAGGAUUUUGCGCUUGUUGGUGUUUAGACAACUACUUUCCAGUAAGUGGGCGACAAUAUUCAUAUGAGACAACUAAUGUCUCCAAUAUUAACGCCAUGCUUAAUACGAAGGAUGUUAGUGAAUAUUUGAAAAUCUCACCAGAUGGUUUAGAAGCGCGCUGUGAUGCUUACACAUUUGAAAGUGUCCGCUGCACAUUCCAGAUAACCAAAGGUUGUUGGUAUUAUGAAGUGCUCCUAAUAACACCGGGUGUCAUGCAAAUCGGUUGGGCUACAAAAGAAUCGAGUUUUCUAAGUGACGAUGGUUACGGUAUAGGUGAUGACAAAUACUCUAUUGGAUUUGAUGGUUGUAGGCGUAUUAUAUGGCAUAAUGCCAAGUCAAUUCCACACAGUUUGCCAACAUGGAAAAGUGGCUCGAUUCUUGGUUGUUUACUUGAUUUAGACAAACAGGAAGUUAUUUUUACUCUCGAUGGAGAAUCGACUGAUCCUUAUAGACACAUAUUCAAUAACGUUAAGGAAGGAUUUUUUGCAGCAGCAAGUUUUAUGUCCUUUCAACAAUGUAGAUUUAAUUUUGGACUGGAACCAUUUCGAUAUCCACCACAAAGAGCAUUUCACAGUUUCAAUGAAAGUGGAAAGCUGAGUUCAAGUGACAAGAUAAUUUUGCCGCGGCAUAUUUAUCUGGAUAUGUUAAGAAAAGUGAGUGUACGUGAUGACUCCUGUACACUAUGCUUUGACAAAAAGGCUAUUAUGAGGUUGGAGCCUUGCGCGCAUAGAGGGUUUUGCGUCACGUGUACGGAACAGCUAAAGUUUUGUCCGAUGUGUCGCUCGGACAUACGUACAAAAGUACAAGAAUGCACUGAUAGUCCUGUUAAUGUGGAAGUUUCUGAAGCAGAAGUUAUGCCCACGGAAACAUGACAGAUAUUUUAUCUCAAAUCAUAGUGAUGUAAAAAUUACGCACUCGUAGAGAAGAACGAUCUAUACAUUUUGCCUAUAUCUCUUCAGAGUUUUUUUUUUUUGUAAAUAAGUUUUAAGUAAUAAUCAAAUUUUAUCGCUAGGAUAAAAUAAAGAAAAAAAUCUAUAGUCUAUUACGUUUAAAGCGUAAAUACUAAUAUGAUUAUUUAUUAUUUAUAAUUCUAUCGUAUGUACUCGAUUUUCGUUAAUUUAUUUCAACUAGAAAAUUAUUUUUUAUUUUUUCUAUAAUAUUUAACUACGCGGCCGUGGCUUGCAAUGUGAUUGGUUCCUUUUGCAGUGCUGUAGAUAAACUACCUUCCCAUAUUUCUGAGGUAUGCUCAAGCACUUCACUUGACGUGGCAGUUUUGUGACGCAUAAAAUAGCCUUGUACCUGUGCAGGACUGGCCUUUCGGCCAUCAGCUAAUACGCAUUUUGCGAAUUCCAUCGCAAGCUUACGUGGCAGCUUUUCUUGUUUGCCAUAGAAACGUAAAAACAUUUCCUCCAGUUGGUAUGCAUCGCAAUGACCGACAUAUUCCUUUACGUCAACACGACCGGGUCGUAUAAGUGCUGGGUCUAAACGUUCUAAGUAAUUUGUGGUCAUAAAUACAAUACGCGCUUCGGUCGAAGCAACACCAUCCAGACAAUUGAGUAAACCACUAAAUGUAAUGCGAUUGAGUCCUUCGUAUGCAGCUGCUUGUUGUUUGACAUCUUCACGUGAUGCAAAAGCAGCAUCCACAUCCUCUAACAAUAUAAUUGAUUGUUCUGGCGCCACAUUCAAAAGAUGAUUUAGACGAUCAUCUGUUAGUCCACGUUCUGAUAAAUUCAACAAACAGAUACCAUAUUCAAGUUCACCCGCUAGAGCAGUAAUAAAACUAGAUUUUCCACAACCUGGUGGUCCGUACAGCAAAUAACCACGUCGAUAAGGUAUACCGCGAUCUAUAUACCAUUGAGAAUUGCCGAUGAACUCUUUACAGUCAGUGACAAUACGCUCUGCAACACCGUUCUCGAGUACCACAGAGGAUAACGGUCGUCUGCGACGUGGAUGUCCAAAUUGCCGCCAUUCGGAACCCAUAGCGGUGUACAUAAGUGUUUUACCUUCGGUAGCUUCCAAAGCAAGUAAACGUGCCUCUUCGAGUAUAUCAAAAUACAAUUGUUUAUUACGACCAAAUGCUGUUAGGGUAACACUCUCCCAUGGUACACCCAUGUGUAAAUCCAAUGUUUGCUGUUCCCGCGUACGUUCAACUUGUAUCCAAAUACCUUGAUAGCGCAUUAAAUGUUUUCCAAUACUGGGUAUAAAGUCAUAUUUUGUACGUAUUUGACCAGUUUCUUUUUGCACAAAUGAUGUCUCGACGCUGAGAUGUUGUGUCUCUCUUGCUCCUCUCACAGUAAUCCAUUGCAAUAACCACUGAUAAGAUUUAUCCCGGCAAGGUACUUCUAAUGUAAUCAUCAUGUGUCGACGAAACAAAAUUAUUGCACCUUGCAGGCCUUUCCGCAAAAUAGCUGCGCCGGCACCUAUUCCGAAUAGGCCAAAGCCUGCUCCAAAAUAUGGAUUUGUUGAUAAUCCACUCACAAUUUCCGAGAACGGCAUGUUUUGCCUAUCUUACCUAAUAUGGUUGAUUUGAGGUAAAAUUUUUUAAAAACAUAUGUAAAUCUAUGGCUCAUUGUUGUUGUUACCGGCAACAGCUGUUGGGUGGUACAGAGUGCAACAAAAUGUUUGCAAACUUCAAUUUCAGUACUUGUUUAGCCCACCCUAUAUCUGCCUUAUGAUUCAUAUUUUUACAAAGGAGUUAUUAUUAAUCACAAUCAGUGCGAAAACCAGAGAUAAAGCGAAAACUAUUUCCAUUAGACAAUUACUAAAAAUAUUAAUACCGUACGAUAACAUACAUAGUUGCUGAAAUUAUUUUGCUAUUUAAAAAAUAAGAACAAAAUGGCCAAUGCUGAAAUUGAAUCUCGUUCAAGUCGUUGGCGAAAGGCUAUGGUCGGUCCACUACCCAAUGAUUUUCUACGCAUUAAUAAUGGCGUUGACGCGCAGGUGGCUGCAGAUAGUCAAACAGCGGCAGCUGUAUACCAACAACAAGUGUAUACACAAUAUGUUGCACCAAAUUAUGUUGGACGUUUGAGCAUCACCUGUGCACAAGCGAAAUUAGCACGUAAUUAUGGCCUUACCCGCAUGGAUCCCUAUGUGCGUAUACGUGUCGGUCAUUAUGUAUACGAAACACAAACAGAUCCAAAUGGUGGUAAACAUCCACAUUGGAAUCGUGUAAUACAAAGUCAAUUGCCAGCGGGUGUUAAUUCGAUUUUCAUAGAAAUAUAUGAUGAAUGUAGUUUUAAAAUGGACGAAUUGAUUGCAUGGUGCGAAAUCAAAAUACCACAAAGCGUGAUGCGCGGUGAAACGCACGAAGAAUGGUAUCCACUUAGUGGUAAACAAGGUGACGGCCUCGAGGGCGCUAUCGACAUAGUUUUGAGCUUUUCCAAUCAACCCAUGCAGCCAUAUAUGUACCAAACUGUGGGCGGACCAGCGCAAAUGUUAAUGGUACCGCCUGGUAGACCAAUGCCAAUAUUUGUAACACCUCAACAACCACCCGUCGCCAAUACGGUAAUUCAGCCGGCACCGCGACAAUUAUCCGAAGAAGAAUUCAAACAAAUUCACGAAAUGUUUCCAAAUAUUGACAAGGAAGUUGUCAAAUCUGUAUUUGAGGCGAAUAAUGGUAGUAAAGAUGCAACAAUAAAUUCACUGCUACAGAUGAACGAAUAAAAGAAAUUGGAGCUGCGCAGUUAUUUUAUACGUACAUAUAGUUAUAUAUACAUACAUAAAAUAUAAACGUCUAUACAAUAUUAUUAACAAUACUAAAAACUAUGCUUUUAUGAAAUAAAAUUUAAAAAUUAGAUUUUUCAUUUUGUCACGCAUAAGCAUACAGAUUGUGUUACUACUUACUACUUACUACUUACCGAUCCAAAAAGGGUUAGAUCGCCGAAAUAACAGCCCUUGGACGAAUAAAAUCCGGCUGUGGUGAGAAUUGAA
This is a messenger RNA of Bactrocera oleae (olive fruit fly), 4991 nucleotides long. Its product is annotated as RING finger and SPRY domain-containing protein 1. The record is from RefSeq and is a predicted model, not a curated record. Gene Ontology annotation, cellular component: cytoplasm. Gene Ontology annotation, molecular function: ubiquitin-protein transferase activity; protein binding. NCBI's taxonomy places the organism in Eukaryota, Metazoa, Arthropoda, Insecta, Diptera, Tephritidae.